AUGAAUAAGCAUAUAGACUGUGACAUUGUUGGUGAAAAGCGAGUGAUUAAACUCUUGCAGAAGUACAAAUUGUCUAAAACCAGCAUGAACUCCGAGAACAGCAGCCCGUGGAAUGUUGCCCCCGUCACUAGUACCAGUCCUGAGGCUGUGAGUCCGUGGUCUGUAUCUCCUUUCCAGACCAGCAAUCCGUUCAGGACUCCAGACUCUUCUUCGUCGCAUACGAAGACGGAACGUGAGUCUGAUGUGGUCAGUCCCGACAAAAUGGACGAUCAACUGACCACGACAAAGCCGACGCCCGUUUUUGCGGCGGCAUUUGAAUCCGCGAAGGAGGUAAAAGAUCCCGUUGCUUCAUCGCCUUGGACAACAGCGCCUCUUGCGACAGCUGAAGAGACGGUACCGACGUCAUCGUGGACGUCAGAGACGUCUGAUGUAGAUGAACAGGUCGUGGACAAGACACUUGAUUCUGUGAAGAAGACUUUUGCUACUAUUGUGGAUGAACUAGUAGAGGAGGCAGUCGUGGAGAAGGAGAAGCUAGGAGCGCAGGAGCAGGACGAGGAGCCGAGGAGUGUGCGGGUUCGUGUUCCUGUAAAGGAAGCGACUACAAGUGCGUGGACGACGAUACCUGUUGUCAACGAAGCAGUUGCUGAUGAAGAUGCUGGAGUCGCAGAAGAGCCUGCAGUUGUUGCCGCGUCUGCCCCGGUAGAGCGUGUUGGAGAAGCCUUUGCUCCAGUUGUCGACGAAACUGUCGUUUCGAGCAAGGAGGAAGCUCUCGCAGCUUCUAGUGCAUGGACUUCUACGCCUGAUUUGGAGGAAAGUGUCCCAGUUGCGACAAAAAAGGCGAUUGCCGUUGUAAGAAAAUCUGUUGCUCCGGAAGAUGUCGUUGAACCGGCGGUGGAAGCUGCUGCUAUUGAAGUGGAAGUUGAGUCACAGUUUGUUGAGGAACCGCCUCUAGAGACAGCUAGUCCAUGGACUGCAGCUUCUGGCCAGGAACGCGAUUCUAGUUCUUGGGCGGCGGCGGCGGUGUGGGAAGAAGCUGCGUCUGUCAAGAUAGCCGCGCCUGAGCUUGCGGUGGAGACACCCGAUCCAGUGGCGGAGGCGCCGGAAUAUGUGACGGCGGCUCCUAAGUCCGUUGUGGAGACAUGUGUUGAAGAAGACGGUCCGGUGUUAAGCGCAUGGAACUCAACUUCUGUCCAAGCAGACGCUCUGAAAAAGGCGGACAUUAUUAAAGAGGAGCCGAUUGAACAGGAAGUUGUGGCAGUAGCCGAAAUGGUUGAGGCUCCUGUCGAAGAAGUUUCUGCUGUGUUUGGAGCAGAGAAUGUGGCUCUUGAUAUGUCUCCAGCCUGGAACACGACUCCUGUGCAAGAGGAAGUUGACGUUUGUAAGGUUGAUAAAAUGGUGAAGCCAGUAAGGGAAGAAGAGCCCGUCGAGGAACCUGCCGUCGUAGAGAAGGUGACCAAAGAGGCGGAUGUAGCGGCCGUCAAGGAGGUUGUAAUGGCCACGGAGGAUGUGGUGAAGGACGUCAAGAUUGAUAAGAAAGCCAUUGCGAACGCGUUUGACGGCGUAACUAGUUACAAGGUCGACAGCGUGACCAAGGUCAAGAAGAUCCCAAACGUCGAAGCGGUUGCCGCCAAGUCAGCGGAUACUCCUGUAGCAUGCUGCGGUGUCGGUGGAUGUAGUAUCCAAUAG
Messenger RNA from Peronospora belbahrii, 1686 nucleotides. The record is from the annotation of a GenBank genome assembly. Lineage: Eukaryota; Oomycota; Peronosporomycetes; Peronosporales; Peronosporaceae.